AUUUUAAUACCUUUACCUGGCUCCUAUGUCUCAAAACUGUUCUGGUACUGGAUGUGUGUUAAGUAAAAUGUGUUCUACUUUUAUCUUUAAUAUUUUUAUGCAUGCUUUUUAAUUAAUAUCAAGCGAUCUUUGGCGCUUUACUUGCUGUAACAAAUAUAAAGGUACCCUCUGUGGGACAAACAAAGGUAUUUUGAAUCUGAAAGUGUAGAUACUGCUUUGAGUUCCCAAUGAGAAAAAUACACUGAAGGGUUAGGGUUAGGAGAAUGAUGGAAAAGUACAGCGCAAAUGGAAAAUAUUGUUUACAGAAACGUAAACUUAAACUGAUUUAGAUUUUUUUUUAACGUGAUGAAAAAAAAGCGAGAUGUUACACCCACAACUUCAUAUAGCCUAACCUUAAUUCAUAACAUCUGAACAACCCCUUUAGUGACCCCACCAUCUCAUUGUGUUCUUUAUCAUCUCCAGACUGCAUCCUGUCCCUGAAACAGCUUGUCUCCCUCUGUCUGAACUGAGGAGCUGCCAGGGGGAAGGGACGAUGUCCGUCUGUCUCCGAAAAUAGCACAGUGGGGAACACGACAGGGCUGGAAAAACACUGUGCUGUGUGGCAGUGCGUGCUGGGCUGCAGGGAUUGCAACAUCGGCCGUCCUGUUGCCACCACUCAGAUCUGGGAUCUCUCCAAUGCCUGGUUCAGAGGAGUGCAGUGACUCAGAGGAACACAUUAACCUGUUGAUCUUCUAUUAGUGACACAAUCAAGUAGGUAGGGCAAGUCUUCCCUUAAUUCGAGUAUUCCCUCACAGUUACAGAAAAUCAAAAGGUCUGAUGGACGAUCUAAGGCAGAGGUUGGGGGCCAUGUCACAGACAAUAUGCCCAAAGUGGUGGGCUUCAACUGAAAACAAUGUAAAGGCCCCGAUUAAUGAGAAAGACGAGAAAAUGCAGUUGAAGAGAGAGAUCUCCCUGGGGAAUGGGAUCUGCCUCAUCGUUGGGAACAUGAUCGGCUCCGGGAUCUUCAUUUCGCCGAAAGGUGUCCUCAUGCACAGCUGCUCCUACGGGCUGUCGCUGGUGAUUUGGGCCGUUGGAGGCAUCUUCUCCGUGUUUGGGGCUUUGUGCUACGCAGAGCUCGGCACCACCAUCACCAAGUCUGGAGCCAGCUAUGCCUACAUCCUGGAAUCCUUCGGAGGCUUCCUUGCCUUCAUCCGCCUGUGGACAUCCAUCCUGCUGGUGGAGCCGGCCAGCCAGGCUAUAAUUUCACUGACCUUUGCAAACUACCUGGUGGAGGCUUUCUACCCCACCUGCAAUCCUCCGUAUGAUGCUGUCCGGCUCAUCGCGGCAGCCUGCCUCUGUAUGCUGAUCUUCAUUAACUGUGCCUGUGUGAAGUGGGGGACUCUGGUCCAGGACAUUUUCACUUAUGCCAAGCUCAUGUCGCUCUUCCUCAUCAUCAUUAUAGGAAUAAUAAAGAUAUCUGCCGGAGAAACUAAGAACUUGGAGAUUCCGUUUGAGGGCUCCUCCACAGAUCCUGGAGCCAUAGCUCUGGCCCUUUACUCAGCUCUGUUCUCCUACUCUGGCUGGGAUACACUCAACUUCGUCACUGAGGAGAUAAAGAAUCCGGAGAAGAAUCUUCCCCUGGCCAUUGGCAUCUCCAUGCCCAUAGUGACCAUCAUCUACCUGCUGACCAACGUGGCGUACUACGUGGUUCUGGAUAUGCCGUCUCUGCUGGCCAGUGACGCUGUCGCUGUGACGUUUGGGAAUGCAGUCCUGGGGCCGUUCAGGUGGAUCAUCCCUGUUUCGGUGGCCAUGUCCUGCUACGGAGGACUCAACGCUUCUAUCAUCGCUGCCUCACGGUUGUUUUUCGUCGGAGCCAGAGAGGGCCACCUCCCCAACAGUCUGAGUCUGAUCCACCUGGAGCGCUACACCCCCAUACCUGCACUGCUCUUUAAUGGGUUGAUGGGACUGAUCUUCCUGUGUGUGGAGGAUGUGUUCCAGCUCAUCAACUACUUCAGCUUCAGUUACUGGCUCUAUGUGGGUCUGUCUGUGGCCGGCCUCAUCUACCUGCGCAUCACUCAGCCAGACAGAUACAGGCCUGUGAAGUUGUCCUUAUUCUUCCCCUUCGUCUACUGUCUGUGUAGCGUGUUCUUAGUCGUCGUCCCUCUGUACGGAGACACCAUCAAUUCUCUAAUAGGAAUAGGUAUUGCUCUGACUGGGGUGCCUGUCUACUAUCUGGCCAUUUACCUUCCUGAGGAGAGGAGGCCCAAAUUCAUACACAAAUUGAAUGACUUUGCCACCAUAAACACCCAGAGGCUGCUCUACUGCUGCUUGACUGAAUUUGACACUGAGACAGAAGUAACAGCAGACAGUAAAACGCAGUGAGCUGCAGACACACAUCGCUCAGCAGCCGGCUAUCUGCAGGGCGCCUCCGUCCUGUCCAUGUGUUUACGUUCAUUGCUCCCUGAACACAGAACAGCGAGGCCUUGCAUGGGCAGAGUGGUGAGGCGCAGGCCCGCUACAUUUGAGAGGAUUACUUCUCCCAGAUCAAGUUAAAGAAAUGCCUGACAUCUAAAAUGACUCACUAGGAAGGAGCAGGAAUUGCAAAUUAUUGUUUCCUUCUGAGAUCAAAGAACCUCUGCUCGAGAAGAUGAUGCAAUUAUGGAACAAAUAUGGAGCUCACAUUUUUAUUGGAGGACUUGCUGUGGUAUUAUUAUUAUUAUUUUUCUUGAAAUGGCUCAUUGCUGUAUAAUGAAUACAAUACUUAAUCACCCUGACUGUAUUUCUGUUAAGAAUUCAUUUUAAUUAGGCUUCCAAAUGUUACAACACAUAACCAACAGACAUUACACAUUACAUAUUUAAGAGCCGGCAAACCCUUCCUGUACCUGGGUUGUACACUUACAACCUCUCUCAUUAGCAGGCUGGAUGUCUCCAUAAGGGGGAACUGCUUCAUCAUUGUCAGACUGUAACUGCAGGGCCAGUUGUCAAAUGAUAAUGGACCAAUAUGUGUGGUACCAUUUCAAGAUGGACAUGACUUUGUGUUCAGAUGUAUUAGAAGAAGAAGAUAUACUUUAUUAACCCCCAACGGGGAAAAUUCACUCACAUGAUUGAUAUACUUCAACACAUGCAGGACAGGAGAGAGUUUAGUGCCUUGCUCAAGGGCACCUCAGAAGUGCCGGGGUAAAAAGACACCUCUCAGGUACCAUUCCCCAAUCUGUAUUUGGUCCAAUCCGGAAGCGAGACCCUUCAGUUCAAAGUACAAGACCCUAGAGACUGAACUACGUUGCAUUUGACCCAUCCUAGUGUUAGGAGUAGUGGGCUGCCAUUAUGUACAGCGCCCAGCGAGCAGUGUAGGGAAUGGUGCCCUGCUCAGGGACACUUGGUCUUUCUGGGACCAAGUACUACCAAGGUGUCCUAAUAAUUCAAUUUAAGUUAAAGGUCAAACUUUUCAAAAAUUGCAUCAUUUUUUAAAUGUUUAAUAUGAUAAAUGGUAAUCAGAAAAAAACCUGUAAGCGCAGAGUUGAGCAGAUUCAGUAAUAUUUACUCUUUAAACUUGAAAGACUUUUAGAAUCCAGAAGCUGUAAUUCUCUGCAUCUGCUCAACAAGGCAUCACGUUGCAAUAAUCAUGCAUGAUUUAAACCUACUGCACUGCAGGGUUUUGUUCUCCUAACUGUAAGGCAUGUAGGUCUCAAGUGUUUUUCUUAUCAGUCUUAAAACACUCCGUUUUUGUGUCACUUUGAUUGUAAUGUUUUUCAGCCUCAUACUUGAAUUUUUGGUUUGACUAAAAGAGGUUUGCAUGCUUUAAUGUUCAAAAAAGACAAUAUUCUUCUCAUACUAGCUGUUCGAAUAAACCUUUAUUCACGCUCGGUCUGAAACGCUCCCUUUUAGCACUUGUGUCUUUAAGACCUUCUUAAAAUGCCCGGUCUUCUCUGAUUGGUUAGUGCUUCUUGGGGCCCCAUCACUGCCAUAUGUGUAUAUUUGUGACAUUGCUAACUUACCAAAAACCUGACGGCUCAUUUAAAGGAACUGUUACUGAAUAAGAGCUGUGCACUUCAUUUUUGGAUUUAACAUUUUGGAUACUUAAACGAAAAUCUAACUUUAAAUGUUUUCAGAGUCUAUUGAUGUCCUGUUUAGCUGUUCAAUGAGAAUUGAAAGUCAACUGCAGCUUUAAUUGUUUAAGUGCAAUUUCUUAAAGUCACUAUGCACUCACAGUUAUUGGUCCUUUCUUUAAAGCUUUGCAAUAAAUACAUUCUCAUUUUUAUUCUGUCAACCA
Molecule: messenger RNA, 4249 nt
Organism: Eleginops maclovinus (Patagonian blennie)
Lineage: Eukaryota; Metazoa; Chordata; Actinopteri; Perciformes; Eleginopidae
Product: Y+L amino acid transporter 2-like
Exons: 11
Coding region: 817-2361 (514 amino acids)
Biological process (GO): amino acid transmembrane transport
Cellular component (GO): membrane
Molecular function (GO): L-amino acid transmembrane transporter activity
Source: RefSeq, a predicted model, not a curated record